Maniola jurtina (meadow brown) is the source of this 4579-nucleotide messenger RNA. It is a transcript of the gene TfAP-2, whose product is annotated as transcription factor AP-2-epsilon. Gene Ontology annotation, biological process: regulation of transcription by RNA polymerase II; anatomical structure development; regulation of cell population proliferation. Gene Ontology annotation, cellular component: nucleus. The transcript has 11 exons. Gene Ontology annotation, molecular function: RNA polymerase II transcription regulatory region sequence-specific DNA binding; DNA-binding transcription factor activity, RNA polymerase II-specific. Lineage: Eukaryota; Metazoa; Arthropoda; Insecta; Lepidoptera; Nymphalidae. The record is from RefSeq and is a predicted model, not a curated record. The coding region runs from base 318 to 1574 and encodes 418 amino acids.
UACGCACGGCGUUUCGCCCCCAGCGAAAACCUUUUCGCCUCCAGUCGUUUACCGAUAAGCCCGCGGGAUGGUCGAUUAUUAUUACAUUUUGUACGCGUGAUUCUGUGAUCUCUGCCCCGGGCGUUGCCGAAUCGAUAGCGAUGCGUGGUGCCAUAGACUCUGACUCGCUUGUGAUAGACUGUGCGUUCUGUGAUAUGUUUGCCUUAGUAUAGAUAUAUAAUACGGCAUGAACCUUUACAUGCAGUGCCAUCGUGAGGUAAGCUGCAAGAAGAAAAUCUUCUAAUUGAUGACCGAAAUAAGGAAACUUUCCGAAGAAAAUGACUUUUCGUUGUGUGCCCGCAUUUCAAACUGUGUCUAACGACAGUAACGCCACCUGGGAGCGGCUCGGUGGCGGCGGGCUGGGGCUGAGCGGCGGCGGGUUCCGCGGCGCGCAACCCUCGCUCGCCGACUUCCAGCCGCCCUACUUCCCGCCGCCCUUCGCCCCCACCGCGCACCCCGCCAGCCCGCAUCACCAACAACAGAGCCAUGGCAUGGAAUACAGCGGAGGCAGCGGCGGGCCGGAGUACGCGCAGCACUACGCGCCCCAACAGUUGCUACCUCGCCACCACGGACACCACGAGCCACACUCGCACUUGCGACACCACCGCGACCACCACGACAUACACUCUCAUCAUUUAUCACAUGGAGGGUUCAGCUACGGGGCGGGCGGCGACAGGCGGGCGGACUACGGGGCGCGGGAGCAACACGAGCUUGCUCUACACCACGCGCUGCACUCCGCGGAUGACACACAGAAUGCUGGCAUGGAUGAUACGACAGGGUUUAUGACAGAUCUUCCAUUAUUAAAAACGAUGAAAGGUCGGGACGGGCUGGGCGGCGCGGGGACGUGUGCGCCAAACGACGUGUUCUGCUCCGUUCCGGGAAGACUGUCCCUCCUGUCUUCCACCAGCAAGUACAAAGUCACGGUGGCAGAAGUGCAGAGGCGGUUAUCGCCACCGGAGUGUCUCAAUGCGUCAUUAUUAGGAGGCGUACUAAGGAGAGCGAAAAGUAAAAAUGGCGGUAGGCUGUUACGGGAGAAGUUAGAAAAAAUCGGUCUCAACCUGCCAGCGGGGAGACGGAAAGCUGCCAACGUAACCUUACUUACCUCGUUAGUAGAAGCGGAAGCAGUACACUUAGCCCGGGACUUCGGCUAUGUGUGUGAAACGGAGUUCCCGGCGCGGGCGCUGGCGGAGUACCUCGCGCGACAGUACGCCGAGCACGACGCCAGGCGGCGCCGGGACCUGCUGCAGGCUACUAAACAGGUGGUAAAGGAGGUGAUGGACCUGUUGAACCAGGACCGGUCGCCGCUGUGCAACACGCGGCCGCCUCACCUGCUGGAGCCGGCCAUCCAGCGACACCUCACGCACUUCUCCCUCAUCUCGCACGGCUUCGGCGGGCCUGCCAUCGUCGCUGCGCUCACCGCCAUCCAGAAUUUCCUCAACGAGUCAUUAAAGCAUUUAGACAAAUUGUACCCACAAAGUGGGAUGGUGUCGUCGUCGAUGGACAAAACGAAAAUGGACCCCGACAUCAAGAAGUAACAAAUGCACUACCUCGGCGUCGUCCGGCGCAGGACUGCGCGUACGCUAUCAAAAAUAAUAAAUUAGAAAUGUACAUUGUACAGGCAUAACACAUCACUGCGUAGGUUCCUGCGGUAGUAGAGCGGUGCGAGAGGGUUGUGAUGACGUUACGUGAGAGCUCGCUGAUAUAGUGCACAGCAAACAACUUCAGCAUUGACGCGAUUGGCUGGUGAAUACACGUGAUUGGUUGAUCAGAUAGUGCGAGUGCACGUGAUUGGUUGAUGCGUCGAUUUCGCUUCCCAGAUUCGCCAAUUUUCUCCAACUAUGCUGCUUCAGAUCCAAGUUGUUUGCCGGGCAAUAUACUUCAACUUGUGACAUCUAUCACCCCUCCCGCAUCGCUCCACUACCGCAGGGGCCUACUCAGUUAUGCGCUACACCUUUAACUUGCAUUUUUUAUAAUGGCACUAUUUUCUAAGUCUUUUGUUUUCUCAAAUUCUUAGUUUUCAUUUCGUUCUGGUCCAAAAAAUCGGUUUUCAAAAUUUUAUUUUAUGACCUUCACGUGGUUUAUGGCAAAACUAGUUAGUUUUCGUGUUAUCGCCAAAAAACGUGAAAAUUUUAAAAACUGAUAUUUCUGAAAAAUAAUGUGACAAGAUGUCGUUUCCAUGAAACGCCGCAUCUAUUGGAACAUUUGUAUCGCUGACCGUAAAUAUGCAAAUGGAGAUAGGUAGGUAAAUAUUAUUUUUCCUGUUAAACAAAGUCCCAAAACUGUUAAAGUGCAAUUAUGAAAUACUCAAGAUUGUGAGAAUUUUGUAAAUAUAGGUCAAAUAGGUGAUUAUUUAUUAAGAAAAUACUACAGUGUGUGAUUGUAGUACUUUUUAUAUUUAAUGAAAUCAAUAGUUUCGAUUGCGUUUCAACAUAAGUUUAUUAAUUUACAAACUGCAAAAAUUCAUUUAAGUACCUAAAUAUUUUUAAACCGUUGGAUUGGGCUCUCUCACAAAAAAAAAAGUAAACCUCCUUUUUUUGAAGACUGCAGACAUCUCAAGAUUCUUCUACGAGUACGGUUGGGUACGGUAGAAACAUACUUUGAACACGCAACGCUUGUUGAGUCAAAUCUAAUCGUACAUAGUGCCCGACAGGUCAAGAUGGCAAUCGGGGAAGGAGGCAGGGGGACACCCCGCGCACGUCACUAGAGUUAUCUCGCACCGGGUUAGCGCGGGGGCUGUGCGGGUAUGCGGGGCAUCCCCACCCCAAUUGCCAUGUUGACCUGUCGCGAACUAUACUACCUACCUACUAUUUUCUGUAACAAGAAUCACACUGAAACCGCCAGACGCGUGCUGCAUCGAGUUGCAAUUGAAAUCAAUAAACGCCCCUGAAGGCACGAAUAGGUUCAUUACCUACUGUAUCGUGGAUUGUGGUGUAAUAAUUUUAUUGUAAUGGAGUAUUGUAACAAAGUAUGAUCGCCUUCUGUCGCGUCUGAAUACUCCACAAUACAGCACCUAUGUAACUAAUGUGUUUGUGCCAUCAUAAUGGUGUCCAAGAAACAACCAGUCUCAUUUUUGUGCCAGGGCCCAGAACCCAGCAGAUACCUACUGAAUAAAUUUUUUCACCACCGCAAUACUGAACCACUACUGAACACAUAUCAAAUUUGUCGAAAUAUUUGUAUAUAGUUAAUAUAGAAAUUAAAAACUAGCCUUUUCACAUUCAUUCUUAACUUAGUUUUAACACGGAAACCUCUUUAGUUCGUAAUUUAUAAUUAGGAAUAGUUUUGCUAGUGAUUCAUUGUGAAAGUGUGCCAAUUAGUUUUAAAGAUUGCAUUUGUAUGUGACCGAGACUGGUAACUUGAACAGAUGUAUUUUAUAUAAAAGUAAUAAUGAAUCAGUAAUCCCAAGGGUCUAUGAGACAUACCUACAUUCUUAAUUAAUCAUUUCCGUUACUUAUUACUUUUAGUGAUUAGUAACCAUCGAUGUUAGUAACAGAAAAUUAUCCAGAUAUUUUCCAUACAAAUAUCAGUCAUCGCAUUUUGCGAUAGAUUUGACACUGACAGACAGACAACAAAGUGAUACUAUAAGGGUUCCUUUUUCCUUUUGAGGUACGGAACCCUAAAAAGAUACCAGUUAUAAACCUACGGGGCACAAUAUGUUGGGGUAGUAAAUCAUGCCGUUAGCAAAGCGUUAUUACACUGUAUUUCAAGCUACGAUCGAUGUAUAUUAGAGUGCUUACAGACGAGCGGCACUUCGUCGACGACAGGGGUGGCUGCUGACAUCGUCGCCGCAUCGGUGACACUCGACGACUACAACAGUUGCCUUUGACGUCGACAAAAUGCCGCUCGUCUGUAAAAAUGCUAGGGCUAGAAUGGAAACGUCGACUAACGUAUAAAUCGAAUUAAUGUGUCAGAUCAGAUAAUAUUCAACAAAUAUAAUAAAAAUGGCAUUCCACUCUACGCCACGCCACGCAUGUCGAAACAAAUUAAAUCCAAUAAGUACCACCUACCUACACACAAUAAGUUGGCCGGCUACAAAAAUUCGUCUCGAGGUACCUAGAGGCUCCUAGAGCUGCAUCUUUAUGGACGCGCCACCAUGACCGGACGGAUGUUCGCUUUCACUGAGUCAGGGUCCAUCUCUCGUUUGUUUCGGUCAGACAAGUAAGAUCGCGCAUAUUGUAUAUAUCCGGUAAUAGAUAGGUGGUGUAGAAGAAAAACACCCGACAACAACCGUCGCAACCCAACAAUGUGUGGCGUGGCGUACAGUUGGGGUGUAAAGGCUGACGUCUACCUUAGGUUCGCCGAAUCAAGCCGAUUCGCCUCAUUAGUAUGACAAGUAAUUCAUUUCGGCGCACUGCAUGCGUUGCUAAUCGGUUCUCUACUAAAUAUGAUUAGGUGGCGAAUUGCUGCAGUUCGAUCCGACCAGGUAUUUGUAUUAUCUAUGGUUUCGGAUCAGCUCCGCAAACCUAGUGUGCGCCAGCCUUACAAGUGCCCCUGGCACAACUUUAGCACAACUUUUGAUUUUAUUUUCUUACAUCCGAAUUUA